Cetraspora pellucida is the source of this 426-nucleotide messenger RNA. NCBI's taxonomy places the organism in Eukaryota, Fungi, Glomeromycota, Glomeromycetes, Diversisporales, Gigasporaceae. The record is from the annotation of a GenBank genome assembly.
GACCUUAUGAUCUUGUUAGAACCAUUAGAAAAAGCUACAAAACAUUUAUCAGCUGCAUCUUACCCAACUCACAGUAACAUCCAGUUUGUUUUCAUGAGUUUUCAACAGCAUCUAGAUGUAUAUAUUAAAAAAGAAAGAUUUUCUCAAAAUAAUGUAGCUACUUCUAUGAAUAAAAAAUUAGUUAAAUAUUGGGAAAUAAUGGAUAGCUCUUCGAUAAUAUCAGUGGUUCUUAAUCCACGUACUAGACUUAAAAUUUUUAAUGAUAUUACAAAACAAGAAAAUGCUAUUAAUUUAACUCAUCAAGCUUUCAAUCUCUAUAAGUCUCAACUUAAACCAUCUGUACCAUGUAACAAUAUGAAUAGUGAUGAACCUGAACUAUAUACUACUCGACAAUUUUUUUGGCAAUUGGGUUCUCAAGAUUAUUAA